Pecten maximus is the source of this 675-nucleotide messenger RNA. RefSeq names its product deoxycytidylate deaminase-like. The record is from RefSeq and is a predicted model, not a curated record. Gene Ontology annotation, molecular function: dCMP deaminase activity; zinc ion binding. Lineage: Eukaryota; Metazoa; Mollusca; Bivalvia; Pectinida; Pectinidae. Gene Ontology annotation, biological process: pyrimidine nucleotide metabolic process.
GUUGGAGCUUGUAUUGUGAAUGAUAAAAACAGAAUAGUAGGACUCGGUUACAAUGGUUUCCCCGAUGGCUGUCCUGAUGACGAUGCCAACUUUUCAUGGGCCAGAAUGGAUAAGGAUGGGAGCGGGAAAAACAAGCAUCUGUUUGUAUGUCAUGCAGAAUUGAAUGCCAUCAUGAAUAAGUUGGCUGUUAAUAUCGAUGGCUGUACCAUGUACGCAACUCGGUUUCCAUGCAACGAAUGCGCAAAACUCAUCAUUCAAUCUGGAAUCAAGACAGUGGUAUACUUGAACAAAAAGGAAUUCGACGAGAAGGAUGAAAAUGAAAAAUUUCAAGAGCAAAAGGCGGCGGAAGACAUGUUCGAAUCAGCAAAGAUAGUGUUGAGGAGAUACGAGCCUAAGCGACAAAAACUACUGCAGAUAGGAGAUUACCAGUUCAAAUUGUGAAGGACUAAAUCAAUGGAGACAAUCCUGUCGGAUGUGGUUCGAAGAUUUGGCAAUUUCAUGUGAGCCAGAAUAACACUGGUGAUGUCCUUCAUUAUGACUGAUUUGUUAAAAAAGCUAAUUCAAAAGAUUUUCAUUUUAAGAAGUAAUGUAAACUAAUCUUUACAGUAUAUACUAGAGGGUGACACCUGAAGGAUGUCACAGAUGGAAUGAAGUGCAGUAAGGGGCGAUAACUCU